CCUCUGCAUCUCCUCAUGAUGGAGACCUGAUCACAGUGAGGUGAGUGCCGGCAGUCAUGUCCUCUGUAACGGCUGUCUCUGCCUGCAGUCAUGUCCUCAUGAUGGAGACCUGAUCACAGUGAGGGGCCGCCGCCUGCGUGACUUUAUCGAUCUCAUCUGGUUCCUGGAGAUGGAGGAACAGUGCAAUGAAAUUAAGAAAACAGGCCAAGACAAAGACCCUGCACUUGAAGGUCGGCCACGUACAAACUCCAACGCCGCAGAACAGCAGAAUAAGGGGGAGCUGCUAGAUGCACCAAAGACAGCUGAUGGAACCCUCCCAAAUGAAGAAAGUGCAUUAUUAAACAGCGACAAUCAUCUGCAGAAGGGACAUAAAGCCACAGCAUGUCUAAAGAUAAAGAUGCUUUGUGCUUGUCCUCCACAUGGGCUUCUUUCUGUUACAAUUACUAAUGUUAUCAUGAUAUUUUUAAUCUGGGCGGUCGUAUGGUCCAUCACAGGUCCCCAGUGUUUGCCUGGUGGAAAUUUGUUUGGGAUCUUCGCUCUGCUUCUCUGUGCUUUCAUUGGUGGCAAACUUGUUGGACUGAUUAGGAUACGCAGUCUACCCCCACUACCUCCAUUACUAGGUAUGUUACUUGCUGGCUUCCUUAUACGAAAUAUUCCAUUUGUCACGGAUCAAGUCCAAAUCAGUUACAAGUGGUCUGCUGCCUUGAGAAAUAUUGCUUUAGCAAUCAUAUUGACGCGUGCCGGGCUUGGGCUGGAUCCAAAGGCCUUGAGAAAACUGAAGGCAGUGUGUUUACGGCUUUCUAUUGGUCCCUGUGCCAUUGAGUCUUGUUCAGCCGCGCUGUUUUCUUACCUUCUGAUGGGACUGCCGCUGACAUGGGGAUUUAUGUUAGGUUUUGUUUUAGGUGCUGUAUCCCCUGCUGUUGUAGUACCUUCUAUGCUACUUCUACAGAAAGAAGGAUAUGGGGUAGAUAAGGGGAUACCAACACUGCUUAUGGCGGCUGGAAGUUUUGAUGAUGUCCUCGCAAUAACUGGCUUCAACACAUGUUUUGGCAUGGCCUUCUCAUCAGGCUCCACAUUUAACAGCAUCAUCCGGGGAGUGUUGGAAGUUGUUGUUGGCAUCGCCGCAGGAAUUCUCUUGGGGUUCUUCCUUCACUACUUUCCAAGCAAAGAUCAAGAUAAGCUGAAAUGGAAAAGGUCGUAUUUCCUUAUGGCAUUGUCUCUGUUUGCAGUGUUUGGUAGUCUUUUCUUUGGCUUUCCUGGUUCUGGUGGACUGUGCACAUUGGUGAUGGCUUUCCUGGCAGGCAUUGGUUGGGUUGGAGAAAAGGCAGUGGUUGAAGACAUAAUUGCAGUGGGGUGGGAUAUUUUCCAGCCAUUGCUCUUCAGCUUGAUUGGAGCAGAAAUAUCAGUUUCUUCAUUGAGGCCAGAGACUGUAGGAUUGUGUGUUGCCACCCUUGGAAUUGCAUUGACCAUACGAAUAUGCUUCACUUUUCUGAUGGUUACCUGGGCAGGUUUUAAUAUGAAAGAAAAAGUAUUUAUUUCUUUGGCAUGGAUGCCGAAAGCUACAGUUCAGGCUGCCAUUGGCUCUGUAGCCCUGGAUAUGGCAAGAAACACUGGAAACAAACAGUUUGAAGACUAUGGCAUGGAUGUGCUGACCGUCGCUUUCCUAGCUAUUUUAAUCACGGCACCAAUAGGGGCAUUGAUCAUUGGGAUGACAGGGCCAAAAAUGCUCCAGAAAUCAAACCUAUGCAUGGACCCAGAAGAAUCUGAGUUGGCAGACAACAGAGGAGAAGCCUGUGGCCCGGUCUGACAUACUCUUCUCCAAGCUGAACACUAGCACAGUUCUGAUGGGAAACCGCUUCUUUUUAUGACAAAUUUUUUCCUUGAUUUCUAUGAAAUGUAUUUAUUGAACACAAUCAAAAGAAAAAUAA
Molecule: messenger RNA, 1928 nt
Organism: Bufo gargarizans (Asiatic toad)
Lineage: Eukaryota; Metazoa; Chordata; Amphibia; Anura; Bufonidae
Product: sodium/hydrogen exchanger 9B2-like
Exons: 12
Coding region: 170-1807 (545 amino acids)
Biological process (GO): proton transmembrane transport
Cellular component (GO): membrane
Molecular function (GO): antiporter activity
Source: RefSeq, a predicted model, not a curated record